UCAAUUGACCCUAUAAUGGACUGGCAACCAAGCUUUGCCCCAAUGAAAAAUGGGAUUCGCACCAGCCACCCUGCCCCCCUUCUUGGAUCAAGUAAAAGAAAAAUGCACUGAUGGAUGGAUUACCCAACAUGGUAAAUCCUGGGUACAUGGGAGUUAUAUUUUGAAAGGGAAGACCGGAUGUUGGGGAUUUCCAUUCUGGCUGAGUUAACGUUACUUCUUAUUUUCCCAGUAUCAAUCCUUGGGGGAGGGAUCCUUGAGUACUGUCGCACAACUACGGUAGGCUAGAAGCUGUACUUUCCGACUAGUGCAGUUUGAAGCAGGCAGUCCGCGGAGGGUCUAAGAAGAGGAUACUCGCAAAUAGCUCCGAAAGGCGAUUAGCGAUGACGGGCGCUCAAGAAGAGGCUCCGCGGGAAUGCACGUAAAGAUGAGGAUUCCUCCGGUGUGGGCGCUGGGCGCUUGCCAGACUGGGUGAAGUGAGACCCAAGAAGGACACCAGAGGAGGAAGAACCACCACCUGGGGCUGCUGAGGAGGACCUCUGCGCAGGUUCACAAGGCCGUCGGCAGAGUGGAGCUCUCUGACUCAUGGAGAAUUAUUUCCAGGCCGAGGCCUUCAACCUGGACAAGGUGCUGGACGAGUUUGAGCAAAACGAAGAUGAGACCGACACUCCAAUUCUCUCUGAUGCCAAGUGGACUCAGAUCUUGGCCCCGCCGGCCCACAUGCUCUCUUUGAACCCCGCGCUGGCCCACGCAGACCUCAGCCCCCGGGAGAGUCCUCUUCCCUUUAAGACCCUCCCCGACUCCUCCACCAGUGCCUCUCCAGUAGCUGACCCUAAAAGACACCCUGGCCCCGAACGGCCUGAGGAGAGGCCGGCAGAUGUCCACAGCCCCCCCCUCCCUCAGCCUAACAUCGGCAAGCUGGUGGGCACCGACGACCUGUCGCCUGCCCCCGUCCCGGCCUGCAGUGCCGUGGAGAACGGCUGCCCCGGUCAGCCGAGCAGUCCUCCGGCCGACACCCGCCCGGCUCCCUCUGAUCAUGAGCCCAAACCGGGAGAGACGCCUCCCCCAGUCGGAGACGAAUCUUCCACGGUCACUCACUCCCACUUUUCCUUUGAAGUGGAUUUAGGACUGAAACAAAGCCCCUCUGAAAGUAUCACUUCAGAUUCGGCACUCUCGACGCAAAACAGGGGAAACGUUAAAGAAGAGAGCGGUGAAGCAGUUUUACAGGACUUAAGUUCACAGAUACAAAAUAUAGAAGAAGAGCAGGGGGAAAGUGUGAAUGUGAAAAUUGUUCAGGUUGCGUGUGAUUUGGAAGAGAAUGGUGUGUCCAUCUCUGGUUUGGUCCGAUUAGUGGAAAAGGAAAGGGAAUGUGUCCCAGAGGGACAGGAAGAGCAGCCUCUGAGCAAAAGCAGCCUUCCUAAUGGUUUGGAGGAGGGGAGUGGGAGCAGCUCUAACCUUCAGGAGAAGAAUGAGGAGGAGGACCUCUCCCCCUCUCCUGUCCCCUCCAAGGAGGAUUCUGUGACUGAGGAGAAAGAAAUGGAGGAGAGCAAGCAGGAGAUGAGUGACGGCGGAGCAGUGGGGUCCAGUACCGUCCAGCCAAAACUCAACAACCGCCUUCAGCCGGUCAGCGUUCCCUACGGAGGGGCCCGACCGAAACAACCAGUCAGCCUCAAGCUCCAGAUCCCACAGCUGCUGUCCGGCCAGGUCCAGAACCAGCUCGGCCCGGCCGCGGCCAGCAAGAACAAGAACCUGGAGAACCACAGCCGGAGAGGCACGCCUUCCGACCCGUCCCCCGGUGGGGCCGAGCCGGCCGCGGUCAGCGUGAACGGGGACCGGUCUCCUCUGAGGGCCUCGCAAAGCCCGGACAACGACCUCCAGGCGGGGCAGCUGGGCGCCCUGUCCAGGAAGGCCAGCAGCUCGCUGGGAGAGGUGGCCCCCGUGUGGGUGCCCGACUCUCAGGCCCCCGUCUGCAUGAAAUGUGAUGUCAAGUUCACCUUCACCAAGAGGAGGCACCACUGCAGGGCCUGUGGCAAGGUGUUCUGUGCAGCGUGCUGCAGUUUGAAGUGUAAGCUGGAGUACAUGGACAGGAAGGAGGCCCGUGUCUGUGUCACCUGUCAUUCUGCCCUGACAAGUGCUCAAUCGUGGGAGACACCAACAACUGCAAGCAAUCAGAGUCCAAACCCCAACAAUCCAGCAGAGUACUGCUCCACCAUCCCCCCUCUGCAGCAGGCCCAGGCCUCCGGGGUGCUCAGCUCUCCCCCUCCCACCGUCAUGGUGCCCGUGGGAGUCCUGAAGCAGCCCGGGAAUGAGGGGUCCCUCUCACGAGAGCAGAGGAGGGUGUGGUUCGCCGAUGGGGUCCUACCCAACGGGGACACGGCAGAGUCCUCCAAGCCUCCAGCCGCCAGCCCAGCUCCUUCUCAGUCACAGAGAGUGUCUGCAAAUUCAAAUAAAACCGCCGCCUCCGAAUCCUCAGAGGCGGCCCAGACCCCGACUGCCCCGGUGGGCAGCCCCGUGGGCAGCUCGCUCAGUCUGAUCCCGGAGGACGGGCUCCCUCCCAUCCUCAUCUCCACCGGAGUCAAAGGAGGUACGGGAGGCCACAUCACAGAUUACGCGGUGGAGGAAAGGCCGUCAGAGAUCGUCCUCAUGCAGCAGCUGGAGGAGGGGGGGCCAGACCCGCUGGUCUUCGUGCUCAAUGCUAACCUGCUCGCCAUGGUCAAGCUGGUGAACUACGUCAACAGGAAGUGCUGGUAUGUGACGACAAAGGGCAUGCACGCCGUGGGCCAGGCGGAGGUGGUCGUCCUGCUCCAGUGUCUGCCUGACGAGAAGACCGUCCCCAAGGACGUGUUCACUCACUUUGUGCAGCUCUACCAGGAGGCCCUCAGUGGCAAUGUGCUGAGCCACCUGAGCCACUCCUUCUUCACGCAGAGCUUCCUGGGCAGCAAAGAGCACGGUGGCUUCCUCUACAUCAGCCCUUCCUUCCAGUCGCUGCAGGACCUGCUGCUGCCCAACCCGCCCUACCUCUUCGGCAUCCUCAUUCAGAAGUGGGAGACGCCGUGGGCGAAGGUCUUCCCCAUUCGGCUCAUGCUGCGGCUCGGAGCAGAGUACCGAUUUUACCCGUGUCCGCUGUUCAGCGUCCGCUUCCGGAAGCCUCUCUUCGGGGAGACGGGCCACACCAUCAUGAAUCUGCUCGCAGACUUCCGUAACUACCAGUACACUCUGCCGGUGGUGAAAGGGCUGGUCGUGGACAUGGAGGUGAGGAAGACCAGCAUCAAGAUCCCCAGCAACCGCUAUGAUGAGCUGAUGAAGGCCAUGAACAAGUCCAACGAGCACGUGCUGGCCAUGGGGGCGGGCUUCAACGACCGGGCUGACUCCCACUUGGUGUGUGUCCAGAACGACGACGGGAACUACCAGACCCAGGCCAUCAGCAUCCACCACCAGCCGCGCAAAGGUGCCCACACCAGCACACUCCUCACACCCACGGCCACUGGGCCUCCUGUCAGUGGCGGUGCUUUGAAAGCCUCGUCCGGCUAUUUGGCCAAAACCAGCAUCGUGGAAGACGGUGUGAUGAUCCAGAUCACAGCCGAGACCAUGGACUCUCUACGGCAAGCCCUGAGGGACAUGAAAGACUUCACCAUCACGUGCGGCAAGGCCGACCAGGAGGAGAACCAGGAGCUCGUCCACAUCCAGUGGACGGAGGACGACCAUAACUUCAACAAGGGCGUCAUCAGCCCGAUCGACGGGAAAUCCAUGGAGUCCAUCACCAGCGUGAAGAUCUUCCACGGCUCGGAGUUCAAAGCGAAUGGCAAAGUCAUCCGCUGGACCGAGGUACUCGCUCUGCUCCGUUUAGAGAUCAGGAAGAAAAGCAGGCCGCCCGGGCCUCACAGGACCCCCCGCUGGGAGCUGUUGACCCCCCUCCCACCAGGCGGCAGCUCUAUUAACCGGAGCGGCCCACAGCACGACCCAAGCGAGGACCAGCCCGGCGGCCUGAGCGACCCGGCCGACCACAGCCGGCUGACGGAGAACGUGGCCAGAGCUUUCUGCAUGGCGCUGUGCCCCCACCUCAAGCUGCUGAAGGAGGACGGCAUGGCCAAGCUGGGCCUGCGGGUCACCCUGGACUCUGACCAGGUGGGUUACCUGGCGGGCAGCAACGGCCAGCCCCUGCUGCCGCAGUACCUGAGCGACCUGGACAGCGCCCUGAUCCCCGUCAUCCACGGCGGCGCCUGCCAGCUGAGCGAAGGGCCCGUGGUCAUGGAGCUGGUCUUCUACAUCCUGGAGAUCAUCUCCUAAAAGCGCGUCCCGACCCCCGACAACCACUCGCUCCCACGUCCGCCCCCUCCAGCAUCUCCCUCUCCGACCAUUUCCACCUCAAAAAGAGCCCGAAAACUGUGCCGCGCCGGGCGGGGUAGCUCCUCAAGUCAAACCUAUGCAUCUGCCCACUGUCUGUCCAGCCGGAUACCGGGGCCC
Molecule: messenger RNA, 4461 nt
Organism: Menidia menidia (Atlantic silverside)
Lineage: Eukaryota; Metazoa; Chordata; Actinopteri; Atheriniformes; Atherinopsidae
Source: the annotation of a GenBank genome assembly